AUCAGAGCCACGUCUGACCAGGCAGCCUGGAAGGUCCUCCAGGACUCCCAGAAGCUCCUGCUCGCUGCGGUCCAGAAUAUUCAUGCUGUCUCAAGAAAUUUGAACCUCUUGAGACAGUUGCCGGUCCAGUCAAACGACCAGCCGACCAACCCGUGGCUUUCCUGCGCUUGCGUGAGGAGUGCGACUAGCCAUCACGAUUGUAAGCAGACAAAGAAAAUCAUGGCGAGGUGAUGAAAAUACGUGACAAAGAUGGCCUGGCCGGCGGGGACGGAGCGACCACCGCCUCGUGGCUGGACGCGGGCUGGCCCAACUGCAGCGACCCGGGGGCCGGUCUGUGGGCGGCGCUGGCGUGUGACCCGCGCCUGCUGCAGGUCAACACCAGCUCCAACACCAGCUCCUGGCCGGAGCCCGCCGACCCGGGGCCCCUCGCCGACCUCAUCGUCCUGGGCGUCACGUCCGUGGUGCUGGGGCUGCUCAUCCUCGCCACCGUCAUCGGUAACGUGUUCGUGAUCGCCGCCAUCUUGCUGGAGCGCCACCUGCAGAGCGUGGCCAACUACCUGAUCGUCUCUCUGGCGGUGGCGGACCUGAUGGUGGCCUGCCUGGUGAUGCCCCUGAGCGCCGUGUACGAGAUCAGCAAGGGCUGGAUCCUGGGGCCGGAGCUGUGCGACAUGUGGACCUCCAGCGACGUGCUGUGCUGCACGGCAUCCAUCCUGCACCUCGUCGCCAUCGCCGUCGACAGGUACUGGGCGGUCACCAACGUGGACUACAUCCACAACCGCAACAGCGGCCGGAUCGGCGGCAUGAUCGUGGUGGUGUGGGCGGUGGCGCUCGUGGUGUCGCUAGCGCCGCAGUUCGGCUGGAAGGACCCCGACUACCUGGACCGCAUCAACCUGCAGCACCGCUGCCUGGUGAGCCAGGACGUGGCCUACCAGAUCUUCGCCACGUGCUCCACCUUCUACGUGCCGCUGCUCGUGAUCCUCGUGCUCUACUGGAAGAUCUUCCAGACGGCGCGCAAGCGCAUCCACCGCCGGCGACAGCCGAGCACCAUGGCGCCCGGGCCGGGCGCGCUGGGCGCCAAGACGCCAGGCCGGUUCGCGCGGCUGCGCGGCAAGAAGUCCUCGGCGGCGGAGGUGCUGGUGUCCACCGUGAUGCUGGUCGAGGGCCACUCCACCGCCUCGGCGGCCGAGGAGGACCGCAACAGCUGCGGGGCCGCGGAGAAGGAGGACCCGGGGCUCGCGACCACGGCCUUCACCAUCUGCUCGCAGGGGCUGGACGCCGCCGCAGCCAACAACGGCUCGGCGGGGCACGCGCCCAAGGACAAGCUGCUCGCCGGCCCGCCGCGGCGCGACAAGAAGGAGUCGCUGGAGGCGAAGCGCGAGCGCAAGGCGGCCAAGACGCUGGCCAUCAUCACCGGCGCCUUCGUGGUGUGCUGGCUGCCCUUCUUCAUCAUGGCGCUGCUCAUGCCGCUGUGCGAGGCCUGCCACAUCGACGACCUGAUGGCGAGCGUGUUCCUGUGGCUCGGCUACUUCAACUCCACGCUCAACCCCGUCAUCUACACCGUCUUCAGCCCCGAGUUCCGGCAGGCCUUCAAGCGGAUGCUGUGCGGCGGCGGGCGGCGGUCUCGCGCCAGUCGCUUCCGCGGCGGCAAGGGCAAGUAGGCGCGCGUCGCCUGCGCCAGGUCCCAGCACUAACAAGUACUUCGUCGACACGCAAGAUCAUUUGGUUUUAAACUCAGAAUGUUUGGUAGGAUCCCUUUUGACAAUAUAUUUUUGUAGCGGACGUAAAACUGUUGGUGCAGCGUUUUUUUUUUUUGUGUCUUUCCGAGUUCGCGUCGCAAUAGCAACAUUAAGAUGUGUCAAAAAUAUAAUAAUAAUUCAUCGUGUACGUACAAAUAUUUUUUUAUCUAGCCAACAAACAAUAAAAUCCUCUUAAAUGUGUAUGCUACCCUGAACAAUCAGUACGUAAGAAUAACUAUUUAAAUUUUUUUAUGUUACAAAAUUUGAAGAUGAAUGUGAUUGCAUACUUCCCGCUUUUCGUAAUACUGUGCAACGGGUUGAACAUUUCCCAAGGCAUUGAACUUAAAAAAAAUAUACUUUGAAAUUCAGCACACUUUUUUAUACGUGAAUGCGGAAUCCAUAUCAGCUAAUGUUUAUAAGUUUUUUGGUACAUACCUACUCACUAAUCGCAAAGUGGUUCUGCCUAGUAAUGAUAUUGCUUUGUUAAAUGUAAUGUUUUUUAGUUCAGUUUUGGCCUGUUUUUGAGAGGACUUGAUGUAAAUGAUUGUCAGAGAGUGGUUAUCGUGAGUUGGGAUUUUCUCAAAGCCAGGAAAUUACUACCGAGUCUUUCCUAGUAGUUUGUAAAUAUUCGUGUUGGAGUCUGCUGAAUUCUCUUUAACAUCACUAUGAAAUUCCUCUCAGUAUAUAUUUUUAAAUGUUUGCAAUCUUAAGAAAAUCUGUGUGUGUACUAACUGUAAUUAUAUCAUACCUAAUUCUAUUAGGCUAUGCAUAUUUUCGGUGAAACGGGCAAAUAUAUCUUCUUCAUAACAAGAAGAAAUUGUGUAUUAGAUUUAGGUUAACUGUUUAUUUAUAAAUAAGUGAUAUAAUCACUACAAAUUAA
This is a messenger RNA of Bacillus rossius redtenbacheri, 2616 nucleotides long. Its product is annotated as 5-hydroxytryptamine receptor-like. Gene Ontology annotation, cellular component: plasma membrane. The coding region runs from base 231 to 1658 and encodes 475 amino acids. Gene Ontology annotation, molecular function: G protein-coupled receptor activity; dopamine neurotransmitter receptor activity, coupled via Gs. The record is from RefSeq and is a predicted model, not a curated record. Lineage: Eukaryota; Metazoa; Arthropoda; Insecta; Phasmatodea; Bacillidae. Gene Ontology annotation, biological process: G protein-coupled dopamine receptor signaling pathway; adenylate cyclase-activating adrenergic receptor signaling pathway. The transcript is spliced from 8 exons.